UCUCCUCCCUAACAUCAGGUUAAAAACCUCCGCACCACGUGCUGUUGACACACCUGCCGGCGACUGACCGUCUGGAGCUCGAGACCUCACUCCUCCGUUGCCAGCAUGUCAGCCGUGGUCCUGGACAGCCAGCGCCUGGGCAGGAAACUCUCUGACUGCGGCCUGGAAACAAGCUAUAUUGAAGACAACACCGGAUCAAAUGGUGCCAUAUCACUGAUAUUCUCACUCAAAGAAGAAAUUGGUGCUUUGGCCAAAGUGUUGCGCUUAUUUGAGGAGAAUAAUAUAAACCUGACCCACAUUGAGUCCAGACCUUCGCGUUUAAAGAAAGAUGAGUAUGAAUUUUUCACCUACCUGGACAAACGCAGCGUGCCUGCUCUGGCCAAAAUCACCAAGAUCUUGAGACAUGACAUCGGCGCCACCGUGCAUGAGUUGUCCCGAGACAAGACAAGAGACACAGUGCCCUGGUUCCCCAGAACCAUUCAAGAGCUCGACAAAUUUGCCAACCAGAUCCUCAGCUAUGGAGCGGAGCUGGAUGCAGACCACCCCGGUUUUAAAGAUCCUGUGUACCGAGAAAGACGGAAAUAUUUUGCUGACAUAGCCUACAACUACCGACAUGGGCAGCCCAUCCCUCGAGUGGAAUACUCAGAAGAAGAAAAGAAAACAUGGGGGAUGGUGUUCAAGACCCUGAAGUCCUUGUAUAAAACCCAUGCCUGCUAUGAGCACAAUCACAUUUUCCCACUUCUGGAAAAGUACUGUGGCUUCCGUGAAGAUAACAUUCCCCAGCUGGAAGAUGUUUCUCAAUUUCUGCAGACUUGCACUGGUUUCCGCCUCCGACCCGUGGCUGGCCUGCUUUCCUCUCGGGAUUUCCUGGGUGGCCUGGCCUUCCGAGUCUUCCACUGCACGCAGUACAUCAGACAUGGGUCCAAACCCAUGUACACACCCGAACCCGACAUCUGCCAUGAGCUGUUGGGACACGUGCCCUUGUUUUCAGAUCCCAGCUUUGCCCAGUUUUCCCAGGAAAUUGGCCUCGCCUCUCUGGGUGCACCUGAUGAGUAUGUUGAGAAACUUGCCACGAUUUACUGGUUUACUGUAGAGUUUGGGCUCUGCAAACAAGGAGACUCCAUAAAGGCCUAUGGUGCUGGGCUCCUGUCAUCCUUUGGUGAAUUACAGUACUGCUUGUCUGGUGAGCCGAAGCUCCUCCCCCUGGAGCUGGAGAAGACAGCCACCCAGGAGUAUACAAUCACCGAGUUCCAGCCCCUGUAUUACGUGGCCGAGAGUUUUAAUGAUGCGAAGGAGAAAGUGAGGAACUUUGCUGCUACCAUCCCGCGGCCUUUCUCAGUUCAUUACGACCCGUACACCCAAAGGAUUCAGGUUUUGGACAAUACCCAGCAGCUUAAGAUUUUGGCUGACUCCAUCAACAGUGAAGUUGGAAUCCUGUGCAGUGCUCUUCAGAAAAUAAAGUGAAGCCAUGGACAGAAUCGGGCCUGUCAACUGAGAAUCUGUUGACGGAAAUCCAACAACUUUUCUUUUAUCUGAAAAAGUCUGAAGAUCAAACGUUAAUUUGAAAUGACUGCCUUAAAUCAUUUUUUGAACAAGAUGGAGGAUCGACAAAUGAAUCUAAUCUGAAACGACAGCACAUUCAUACAUACCUACAAGCAUGUUGGUGGAUCUUUUGGGGUCAUCUUUGAUUUAGAGAUAGUAACCGCCUACUCUCAAUUGAGUUAAAAUUAAUAAUCUGUGGCAUUUCAUCAAAGCUAAUUAAAAUUUGUGACCUGCUUCCUUCCAGCUUCAUGUAUGCUUUUGUGAUUUGCCACAGAGCACAGAGUAUAUAUCACUAAAUGUAAAACACAUGCCUAUGAUCAGAAUUGAAUGUUUGGAUUGAAUAUAAAUCUUAGCUUUCAAAAGUGAUCUUUUCUCUCAGUGAACUAUGAUUCUAACUCCUGCCUUGUUAUGUUGCCUGUGCAGAUUUUUCUUUAAUUAAAAUAGUUAUAAACAUUAAAGUUCAUAGCAUAACAUCAGAA
Molecule: messenger RNA, 2021 nt
Organism: Rhinolophus ferrumequinum (greater horseshoe bat)
Lineage: Eukaryota; Metazoa; Chordata; Mammalia; Chiroptera; Rhinolophidae
Gene: PAH
Product: phenylalanine hydroxylase
Exons: 13
Coding region: 106-1464 (452 amino acids)
Biological process (GO): L-phenylalanine catabolic process; L-tyrosine biosynthetic process
Molecular function (GO): phenylalanine 4-monooxygenase activity; iron ion binding
Source: RefSeq, a predicted model, not a curated record